AUGGGACGAUUAACUUGGGAAUCUAUUCCAGAAAAAUAUCAACCUUUGAAAAAUAGAUUAAAUAUUAUAAUUUCGAGUCGUAUGAAAAGUGAUGAUGAUAGUAAUAAAGGAGGAUAUUUAAUUUAUCCUUCACUAGAAAAAGCUAUUCAAGAUUUAGAAAUUGAUUUACAAAUAUUUCGAAUAUUUAUAAUUGGUGGAUCUAAACUUUAUGAAGAAGCAAUUAAUUCAACUUCAUGUAAAUAUAUUCUUUUAACCAAAAUUUAUAAAGAAUUUAAGUGUGAUCGAUUUUUUCCUCAGAUUGAUGAAAAUGUUUAUAGUUUAGUUGAUCAUUUAGAAUUAGAGAAAUUUGUGGGAGAAACUGUUCCUCAAGGUAAACAGUUAGAUAGUGAUAUAGAAUAUGAAUUCUUGAUGUAUAAAAGAAUUAAAUAA
This is a messenger RNA of Diversispora eburnea, 429 nucleotides long. The record is from the annotation of a GenBank genome assembly. NCBI's taxonomy places the organism in Eukaryota, Fungi, Glomeromycota, Glomeromycetes, Diversisporales, Diversisporaceae.